UUUUUUAUAGUGAGUGUAAAGGUUGCAGAAUGGUGGUAGAUAGUCUGUCAGUUCAGGGGUCAGCUGCAGCGCGGAAGCAGGAGAGGAGAUUGGGAGGGUCGGUAGGCAACAAGAUGCAACCAAACGGAGUUAGCGGUGGCACUGGUGGCAUGACGCCUAAGGAACUCUGUGAUAAUGACGACCUUGCAACCUCUCUUGUGCUGGACCCUUAUUUGGGUUUUGUUUCACAUAAAAUGAACAUCAGGUAUAGACCAUUGAAAGCUAACAAAGACGAGCUUCGGAAAGUGAUAACAGAUUUUAUGCAGACCCAGAAUUAUGAAAAAACAUACAAAAAAUUGAUGGGUAGCGACUGGGGAGCAAGACUACCGCACGCUAAAUCGAAGCAGCAGCAGUUAAAUCUCCAGAAGCAUGUCUAUCGUUAUUUGAGGAUUUUCGACAAAGAUUCUGGGUUCGCUAUCGAGCCGUGCUACAGGUAUUCACUUGAGGGGCAGAAGGGCGCGAAGAUAUGCGCAACACGCAAAUGGCUGAAGCACGACAAAAUUCCUUGUCUCGUCGGCUGCAUCGCUGAGUUGAGCGAGAAAGAAGAAGCUGCGCUGCUGCAUCCGGGGAAAAAUGAUUUCUCAGUGAUGUUCAGUUGUCGCAAAAAUUGCGCUCAGCUGUGGCUUGGACCUGCUGCUUACAUAAACCACGACUGCCGCGCUAAUUGUAAAUUUGUUGCUACUGGAAGGGACACUGCGUGUGUAAAAGUAUUGCGUGACAUUGAAGUUGGCGAAGAAAUCACUUGCUUUUACGGCGAAGAUUUUUUUGGCGAUGGAAACUGUUACUGUGAAUGCGAGACUUGCGAAAGACGAGGCACUGGUGCUUUUGCAAGUCAAAAACCUGGGGAUGAAUUAUCUACAGGAUAUCGUCUCAGGGAAACAGACAAUCGAAUAAACCGUACGAAGCACCGACAGCAACCUAUCGGCUCUUCUAAGCACCACGCAGACGGUGCUCUAACGGAAAAAAAUGCCGUACUUGUUGGUAAUGCAGCUGUAGCACCACAAUCUCUCAGUAUGAAGGAGUUACGUCGUAAAGGAUUAACAAAAUAUGACGCGGAGUUGCUUAUCGCUCAAGGCUGUCGUUUUUCGGAUAUAACACAACAACAACCAACUAUCCCCGAAGAUACCACUAACACACAAUCGUUGCAAGCUCCGAGACCUCAUCCGUCCUCAAUAAUUGGUCCUGGAACGCGGACUCUACGUAAUAAACAACAGACUACCAAAAAUGAGAGCAAUAAUAAUAACAAUAAUAACACUAAUAAUAAUAAUAAUAAUAAUAAUAAUAAUAACGUAAAUGUCAACAAUGGUCAGAGCCUGCGAGCAUCGAGACUGCAAAAGAGAACGGCUACAAAGAGAAACCGUGCAAGUAUUGAUGAACGUUCGAUUCAUCAUACCGGGAGUAAUAAAAAUAACAGCGAGUAUGAUGGUACAGCGAUUGAUUGUCUAGCUGAAGAAUCUAAAGAAAAUCCACCUGGUUCUCUCAAUAAUAAUUUAAAUAAUGAUAAUACUAAAUUACAUACUUGCUCAGUCUUAACAAAAGCUUCUAAUAAUGAAACCGAUGAAUUUAAUGACAACAGUGUACCUUCAGCUAAAAUUGAUAAUAAUUCUAGUGAGAAAUCGUAUAAUAAUGUCCAUGGUCUUCCAGCAGCAGUAGCAGUAGAGUCUAAGAAAAAUAAUUCACCGGAUUCUGGAGUAAGUGAGCAGAUUCAAGACAAAGAUUCGAAAUUAUUGCACCCUAAUAAUUUAAAGCAGGCUAAUAAUGCGACAUCAACAGCAGAACGUUGGCGCAACAGUCAUACUUCAUUUACUGGUAUGACAAGACGUCGCAAAUCGCUUCUCCAGUCUUCGGGAGAUUCGCGAGACAUCGAGCACAGAAAAUCACCUGCACUCGGUGAAACACCUCGUAAAACAAAUUACAGCGAAGGUGAAGGUCAAACUGAGAGAUAUCUUCAGAUAGAUGCUAAAGUAGCGCCCGCGGAGAGUGAGUUUACCGAUCGGCAGUUUGACUCUACCAUGCAAGCUUCUAAAAACUCAAACUCGGGUAUUAGUUCUAGUUCUAGUACUAGAGCUGCGAAAGCUAAUGACGAAACAACAGCCCGAGCAUGCGUAGGAGAGCACGCGAGAUUCGGUGAUAAUAUUAUAACGGGUGAUGAUAAACUUUCUAAAAAGGAAACGGUAGAAGAUGUUCAAGAAUUUGACUCGGGUUACAGCGAAGGAAGUCAGUCUAAUAAAUCCGAUGAAGAUUUUAAUAAAUGGAAGGAUCAAUCUAGCGGUAAAAAAUCGGAAGAUACGCGUAGUUUGACUCUAAAAAGACCAUUUGUUGAGUCUUCGUCUUCAUCCAGCUCUUCGUUUUCUUCUUCGUACUCGGUGACUGUUGAAAAAGCCAGUCCAAGGUCUAGGAGAAAAAGCAAACGCGGUAGCAGAUCUGGGGGCGUUAAAACACGCAAAGCUAAAGAUUCGGUUAGUGUAGCUGAUAAAGAGCGUGUUAAAAAGGUACGGAGUGGUAGAGUGGUUAGGACGAACGGCAGAUUGACCAGAAGUUCACGAAGAGAAGAGUGUCUUAAAGAGGAGACGGGUGAAUCGACGGUAGUGGGUGCUGCUGACGAUGACUCGGGUAUUCAAGGUGACAUUUAUGAGUUCAAUGACAAUGAAAGUAGUAUCAGUGACACUAUUGACAUUAUCAGGCGUAAAAAUAUUGACUCUCGUGUUACUGAUAAUUCAAACAUUAAGUUGAGUGAGUCAUUGAAAAACAAUGAGUUGAGUGGUAAAAAUGAGCCACCUGUUUUGAUUCGCGAAGAGCCCUGGCCAGCUAAACAGCCAGUUUUAACAACCAAUGUUGACGAUGUUCAAUUAAUUAACAACACUAAUGACACAGUUGGACAGCUGAGCUCUCCUGAAUCUCAUCCUAAAGAAACGACAAAUCACUCACGUAAACCAGUACCUGAAGGUCAGUGGCAAAGUGAAACACUUUGUCGUGAGUGUCCGACGACACCUGAGCGACCUGGUGGCAGGUUAAAGCUAACCUUACGUAUGAAACGUUCACCUGUACUUGAUGAUCUCGUUGAGUCUGGGACUAGUCUCAGCGAGGACAGCUUUGAACCCGAGUACGAAGUUUUGAGAGUCGAGGGUGUCGAGGGCUCUGUUAAACGCAAAAAGAAACACAAGACCCGAGAUCGCGAGAGGAGGCACAAGAGACGUGAGUUAAAUCUCGAUCCACCACCUCCCCCGCCAAUGAAGAGACUGCGACUGAUUUUCGGAAAUGAAACUCACACUAUUGACCUGCCUCACUCUUAA
Cotesia congregata is the source of this 3332-nucleotide messenger RNA. Lineage: Eukaryota; Metazoa; Arthropoda; Insecta; Hymenoptera; Braconidae. The record is from the annotation of a GenBank genome assembly.